Messenger RNA from Balaenoptera acutorostrata (minke whale), 3500 nucleotides. RefSeq names its product A-kinase anchoring protein 10 (gene AKAP10). The record is from RefSeq and is a predicted model, not a curated record. Gene Ontology annotation, cellular component: plasma membrane. The transcript has 15 exons. The coding region runs from base 158 to 2116 and encodes 652 amino acids. Lineage: Eukaryota; Metazoa; Chordata; Mammalia; Artiodactyla; Balaenopteridae. Gene Ontology annotation, molecular function: protein kinase A binding. Gene Ontology annotation, biological process: intracellular protein localization.
AGGACCGGAAUUCCGGGCGGGCGGCUUGUUGUUAACAUGGCGGCGGGAGCUACCGGCACGUCUCCAGGAGGCGGCGGGGCCCACACCCGGAAGACGGGUCUCUUUUCAGCCUAGCGCGGCGGCCGUUGCGGACCCGGAAGUCCGGGCCGGUUGCUGAAUGAGGGGAGCCGGGUCCUCUCCGCGCCAGUCCCCCCGCGCCCUCCGCCCCGACCCGGGCCCCGCCAUGUCCUUCUUCCGGCGGAAAGUGAAAGGCAGAGAGCAAGAGAAGACCUCAGAUGUCAAGUCAGUUAAAGCUUCAGUAUCCGUACAUUCCCCACAAAAAAGCACUAAAAAUCAUGCCUUGCUGGAGGCUGCAGGACCAAGUCACGUUGCAAUCAAUGCCAUUUCUGCCAACAUGGACUCCUUUUCAAGUAGUAGGACGGCAACACUUAAGAAGCAGCCCAGCCACAUGGAGGCCGCUCAUUUUGGUGACCUGGGCAGAUCUUGUCUGGACUACCAGACUCCAGAGACCAAAUCGAGUCUUUCAAAGACCCUUGAACAAGUCUUGCAUGACACUGUUGUCCUCCCUUAUUUCAUUCAAUUCAUGGAACUUCGGAGAAUGGAGCAUUUGGUUAAGUUUUGGUUAGAGGCUGAAAGUUUUCACUCUACAACUUGGUCCCGAAUAAGAGCACACAGUCUGAACACGGUGAAGCAGAGCUCACUGGCUGAACCUGUCUCUCCUUCUAAAAAGCACGAAACUACAGCAGCUUUUGUAACGGACUCUCUUGACAAGAGAUUGGAGGAUUCUAGCUCAGCCCAGUUGGAAGGAAUUGACCUGAAUAGAACUAGCAACACGCAGAAUCACUUGCUGCUUUCCCAGGAAUGUGACAGUGCCCAUUCUCUCCGCCUGGAAAUGGCCAGAACAGGAGCUCAUCGGGGUUCCGUGGAAACCCAGGAAUCCUCCAGAUUUAUAGUAGCCAGUCCCUCUUCUCCACUAAAGGAAUUAUCAGGAAAAUUAAUGAAAAGUAUAGAACAAGAUGCAGUAAAUACUUUUACCAAAUAUAUAUCUCCAGAUGCUGCUAAGCCAAUACCAAUUACAGAAGCAAUGAGAAAUGACAUCGUAGCAAAGAUUUGUGGAGAAGAUGGGCAGGUGGAUCCCAACUGCUUUGUCUCAGCACAGUCCGUAGUCUUCAGUGCAAUGGAGCACGAGCACUUUAGUGAGUUUCUACGAAGUCACCAUUUCUGUAAAUACCAGAUUGAAGUGCUGACCAGUGGAACUGUUUACCUGGCUGACAUUCUCUUCUGUGAGUCAGCCCUCUUUUAUUUCUCUGAGUACAUGGAGAAAGAGGACGCAGUGAAUAUCCUACAGUUCUGGUUGGCAGCAGACAACUUCCAGUCUCAGCUUGCUGCCAAAAAGGGCCAGUAUGACGGACAGGAGGCACAGAACGACGCCAUGAUUUUAUAUGACAAGUACUUCUCCCUUCAGGCCACACAUCCUCUUGGAUUCGAUUAUGUUGUACGACUGGAAAUUGAAUCCAACAUCUGCAGGGAAGGUGGGCCGCUCCCUAACUGUUUCACCACUCCGUUACGUCAGGCCUGGACAACCAUGGAGAAGGUCUUUUUGCCUGGCUUUUUGUCCAGCAACCUUUAUUAUAAAUAUUUGAAUGAUCUCAUCCAUUCGGUUCGUGGAGACGAGUUCCUGGGAGGAGGUGUCUUGCUGACGGCUCUGGGCUCUGCCGGCCCCACCGAGGAUUCCCACCCCGGGGUGGCUGACAGCUCCGCCGUGCAGUCUAGUGUGAAAAAAGCCAGUGUUAAAAUUCUGAAAAAUUUUGAUGAAGCGAUAAUUGUGGAUGCUGCAAGUCUGGAUCCAGAAUCUUUGUAUCAACGGACGUAUGCAGGGAAGAUGACAUUUGGAAGAGUUAGUGACUUGGGGCAGUUCAUCCGAGAAUCUGAGCCUGAACCUGAUAUAAAGAAAUCGAAAGGAUCCAUGUUCUCUCAAGCUAUGAAGAAAUGGGUCCAAGGAAAUACUGAUGAGGCCCAGGAAGAGCUAGCUUGGAAGAUUGCUAAAAUGAUAGUCAGUGAUGUUAUGCAGCAGGCACAGUGUGAUCAGCCGCUAGAGAAGUCCACAAAGCUAUGACUCAAGACCUGAGAUAAAAGAAAUCUGCUUUUGGAGAAUAAGAGAACUUUUUUCCUUUGGUUGGAUUCUUCCCCACAGCCAGUGAAAACAGAGCACUGUACUUCUUCUCACUGUUGUUCCCAAGAAAGAAUGGCAGACAAUCCUAGACUUCCACCGUCGGCAGAGUGUCGCGUAGACACGUCUGCACACGAUGAUCACGCAGUGAAAGUCGUAGAGACAGAGUGGUGUUGUUUACAUUAUUAGAGAAUUACUAGUUUUCCAAUGGCAAUAACCCAUGUGUGGAAGAGUUAGUCCACUGGGAUGGGCGGGGGCCACACGCCAUGGGAGACGCAGAGGCGUGGAGCCGGUAUCUGAUGCACCUCCCGUGGCGGUGACCCGCCGCGACAGCAUCAGACAGCGGCACCAGAGGGGCUUCGCUUGGUCUCCUGAGCAGGCAGGGGAGGCGGCCCCCCGGGAGCCAGGCGGUGUGGUGCCGUGCCAGCAGGCGGCUUUUCUUCCGGGGAGCGGGGUCUGCGCAGAGGCGUUGAUUUGGAAGUGGGUCAAGUCUUGGUGACGUUGUCCUCCCCUUUGGGGACAGUGUGUGGUGUUCACGUUGUAAUUGCUCCUGAGACGCAGUACUCUUAAAACCAGCUCCCCCGCGGCCGGAAGGGCGAGCCUCUGCGCCGCAAGUGGUAGGACUUGCUCCUCCGAGAUUCUGGGCUCCGGUGACGUCACCUCCCCUCAGAGUACUUGUGGAAAGGGAUGUGCAACAGCCAUCACUCCAGUUUUCCCCUGUGGCUCCUUGAACAAAAUGUUUAUUCCCAGAUGGUAGAGUUUUUAAAGAAGGUGGGCGGGCAGGCGUGGGGACAGAGAGGCACUCAGUUCUGACUCUCUCCUCUUCUUUGCUCUGCGCUGGGAAGUGUGCAGGUUGUGGCCUUUUCUUCUGUCUGUGGGGUAACGAGAGGCCCCUCCCUGCACUUCCACUCGGUCGGCUUCGGGGUCUGGACCUCGCUGCCAUGGGCGGGGCCGCCCCGUCGGCCGCACGCUCCAUGCCGGCGGUGCCAGCGCUGCCUCACCACACGGACUGUCGGAGGGAAGGAACGUUCUCUUAGGUGUUACUGCUUUUGCUCAGACUUCGCAAAAAAUACAUAUAUACACAUAUGAAUAUAUAAUUAUUAAUCACCUCUGUCCUUGAGAAAGUCUUGAAUGAAUAGAGAAUUUAUUCCACUGCAAUAUUUGGUUGUAUAGACGCGCACUGUUUCAUCAACAGAAGAAGCAGAAAGGCUGUGUAUGAGUUUUUGGUACUAUGUACCACCUCUGUUAUUCUUCUAAAGUGAAGUAUUCAUGUACUUAAACCAUAUUCUAUUUAAUUGUGUUUGAUUUUAAAAUAUAUAUAUGAAUUAUA